AUGGGCGUCCAAGGGCUAUGGCAGCUGCUCGCACCAGCGGCGCGGCCGGUAGCCUUGGAGUCGCUGCAAGGAAAGCGCCUUGCGAUCGACUCGUCUAUCUGGCUGUACCAUUUUCAGAUGGCAAUGCGCGACAAGGAGGGCAAAACGCUUGCCAAUGCACACUUGCUUGGUUUUUUGUGGCGCAUUCUGAAACUCUUGUUUUAUGGAAUCAAGCCGGUGUUUGUUUUUGAUGGUGGCGCGCCCAUACAGAAACGCAGGACACUUACAAACAGAAAAGCGCGGCGCACGCAAGCGUCCGAGUCGCACGCACACGCAGCAGAGAAACUGCUCGCGGCGCAAAUGCGCCAAGCGGCCCUCGCACAUGUCCAUGGACACACACAGGCGACCGCAGACGGACUCGAGGACGGCACCGUGUACUACGAUACCGUUGGACGCACGAAUCACGCUCAAGUCACGGGAAUGGUGACCAAUGCGGCGCCUGUGGACGAGAGUGCUGCAAAGAAGCGCCAGUCAUGGCACAAGGACCCCUACCAACUCCCUGCACUUACAGAAGGAACACUUGCGUCUGAGACACAGCAAAGAGAUUUGCGCCUUGCGACAGAGUCUGAAUUGCGCUCGCUCAUGAACAGCAUCGCGCCAGAAGAUCUCGAUACCAACUCGGAACUCUUCCGCAGCUUGCCGACCGACCUGCAGUACGAGCUGGUCGGCGAUUUACGCGCACAGUCGCGCACAACCAACUAUUAUCGUCUGCAGGACAUGCUUUCCGCUGCGCCCACUGCCAUUGAUUUCUCGCGUGCGCAGAUUGCGGGGCUCAAGACACGCAACGAACUGACACAGACGGUCUUGAGCGUCACAGACGAGCUCGGGAAUGCGAAUAUUCAGGUGCCUCUGCGUGUUGCAGGGAUACGCAACCGCGAGUACGUGCUCGUGCGUCGGCCCGAGAGCGAGGGGGGAUAUGCACUGGGCGAUGCAGGCACAAGCGCCACAAAAGCUAUCGAUAUCGAGAAGGAGGAGCAGCGGCAUGCGCCUUUUCCACAUAUCGAGGACGACGAGGAUGCACUGGGAAUGGAGGACGUCACGAUCCCUUCGACUUGCGAUGCGGCGUUGGAUGCUUUGGUACAUGAGGAGCAGGAUCCGCGCGUGCGAAAAGAACGCGCAGUUGCCAUGCUUGCUGCGCGUGCCGAACAGCAUCGCAGACAGCAAUGGAUCGAGGCGGGGCUCGAUGCACACGAGGAGCGCUUGUAUGGACGCUCGGUGCCUGUCGAGGCGUCUGCUGUGUUUUUGGACGAUCAGGAGAGCGAGGGCCAGGGUGUGCAGACGCACGAGAUGGAGAGUAGGCCUGUGCCAAAGACCACAGAGCCCGGAGAUGUGGUAGAAGAAAUGUCGGAUAACGAGCUGGAGGAUGUACGGCCUGUACGGGCAAGCCAUGGUGCUAUGGCGCAAGGGAAAAUCACGCGUGCGUCGAUGGCCAGCGAUGUACAUGACACUGUUUCUAUUUCUGAUGCGGCGCCCCAUAUGCCGUCCACUGCAUGCGCAGCUGCUUCGCCGCCAGCAGUACAGGCAGCUCCUAUCAAGCAAGAGACAUGGCCGUCUGCGCCAGCGCCUUGCAGCGACCAGGUGGCCGAGCAAAACGUUGCGCCGUUGGAGCAGGCUUUCACUUCAACACCCAAAUUUUCCCCUCUUUCGCAACAUGCCGUGAUUAACACAAACGCAGGCGUGCCGGCUCCCACCGAGACUUUGCCAAGCCCAGGGAGCAUUUCACAAGCUGCCUCCCCUGAGGACGCAUGCAAAUCACCCCCGGCACCCACGCAUAUCAAGAUCCAGCGCGCUAGCUCUCCACACUACGACACCCUUCACAAUACACCACACAACACACCUCCUAUGCACCCCGCCGAUAUACCCCAAACAACACCGGUUCCAUGGUCGCCGACACCCUCGCCCGAGCCCGUGGAGCUUGGCCCCGAUGGCUUUCCUCUAGCCGACGGACAAGACAAGCGCGUAGCGCUAGACAAUGAUGAAACGCACUUUGUCCGUUUCCUCAGCACCACAAGCGGCCGCGAUCCCGGCGAGCUCCAGCGCCAAGUGCGCGCCGAGGUCGAGGCAUUGCAUAAAGAAAGAAGCAGGCUGCGCCGCGCCGAGGCCGAUGUGAAUUUGCAGAUGGUCACCGAGAUCCAAGCGCUCUUGCGUCUGUUUGGCCUUCCCUACCUGACCGCGCCGAUGGAAGCUGAAGCGCAAUGCGCGCAGCUCGCGUCGCAAUCGCUGGUCGACGGCAUCAUUACCGACGAUAGUGACGUGUUCCUCUUUGGCGGAACGCCUGUGUACCGCAACAUGUUUAACCCACAUCGCAUGGUAGAGUGCUACAUGCUGCACGAUAUCCAGCGCGAGUUGGGCCUGGACAGGACACGGCUUAUUCAGCUCGCCUUUUUGCUCGGCAGUGACUACUCCGAAGGGCUCCCUGGCGUAGGGCCUGUUAUGGCGAUGGAAAUUUUGUCCUUGUUCCCUGGCGAGGACAGCUUGCACGCUUUUCGCGACUGGUGGAAACAAGUCCAGGUCGGCGUUGAUAAGACAGGCGACGAUGCGCGGACCAAGGUCCGGAAACGGAUCAUCCGCGCGCUGCGCGAUCGCGUGCAUCUCUCGGACAACUGGCCUGAUCCAGCAGAAAAGGAGGCAUACGUAGCGCCCGACGUGGAUACGAGCGAUGCGCCUUUUGAAUGGGGAAGCGCCGAUCUGGACGCGCUCCGUGCCUUUCUAGGCGAAUACUUGCGUUGGCCCACGACCAAGACGGACCAGUAUGUGCUGCCCGUGAUGGAGCAGCAGCGCAAGAAUGCGCGCAUGCACAGAAUCCAAGCGACACUCGACCAGUCUGGGUUUGUCUCCGGUCAGAUGGCAUCGCACCGCGCCGGGCCCAAAACAACCUUUGGCUCCACAAGGCUACAGCAAGUCGUGCGUGAUUUCCGCGCGGCGAAUCAAACGUUAGACACGCGUGCACCCCCAAAAAAGCGGCGUUCCACGCCAGCAGAGAGCGACGAGGAAACGUACUCGCCGCGCCCCAGCAAGUCGCGGCGUGCCGCGCAAGAGCGGCGCGCAUCGCAAGCGGCCAACUUGCAUGCGGGACGUACAUCGGCGCUAGAUAGUGUGUAG
Messenger RNA from Malassezia vespertilionis, 3141 nucleotides. RefSeq names its product DNA repair protein rad2 (gene RAD2). The record is from RefSeq and is a predicted model, not a curated record. The transcript has a single exon. Gene Ontology annotation, molecular function: DNA endonuclease activity; single-stranded DNA binding. NCBI's taxonomy places the organism in Eukaryota, Fungi, Basidiomycota, Malasseziomycetes, Malasseziales, Malasseziaceae. Gene Ontology annotation, cellular component: nucleus. Bases 1 to 3141 code for a protein of 1046 amino acids. Gene Ontology annotation, biological process: nucleotide-excision repair.